GAUCCUGCUGACGGUGGUCGUCAUCUUCCGCAUCCUGAUCGUGGCCAUCGUGGGCGAGACGGUCUACGAGGAUGAGCAGACCAUGUUCAUGUGUAACACGCUGCAACCCGGGUGCAACCAGGCCUGCUAUGACAAGGCCUUCCCCAUCUCUCACAUCCGCUACUGGGUCUUCCAGAUCAUCCUGGUCUGCACGCCCAGCCUCUGUUUCAUCACCUACUCCGUCCACCAGUCGGCCAAGCAGCGCGACCAGCGCUACUCCUUCCUCUACCCGCUGCUGGAGAAGGAGGCGCUCUGCGAGGGCAAGAAGGUGAAGAACGUCAACGGGAUCUUGGUGCCCAACCCCGACGGGUCCUCCAAGGAGCCCGACUGCCUGGAGGUGAAGGAGAUCCCCAGCACCCCACUCAGGCCCCCCAAGAGCGCCAAGGUCAAGCGGCAGGAGGGCAUCUCGCGCUUCUACAUCAUCCAGGUGGUUUUUCGCAAUGCCUUGGAGAUCGGAUUCCUGGCUGGACAAUACUUCCUGUACGGGUUCAACGUGCCGGCUAUUUUCGAAUGCGACCGCUAUCCGUGCGUUAAGGAAGUGGAGUGCUACGUCUCCCGCCCCACCGAGAAGACCGUCUUCCUGGUUUUCAUGUUUGCCGUCAGCGGCAUCUGCGUCCUGCUCAACCUGGCUGAGCUAAACCACCUGGGCUGGCGCAAGAUCAAGACGGCCAUCCGGGGAGUGCAGGCCAGGCGGAAAUCCAUCUGCGAGGUGCGGAAGAAGGACCUCUCCUCCCUGGCCCAAGUGCCUACCUUGGGGCGGACUCAGUCCAGCGAGUCCGCGUACGUCUGA
This is a messenger RNA of Pseudonaja textilis, 829 nucleotides long. NCBI's taxonomy places the organism in Eukaryota, Metazoa, Chordata, Lepidosauria, Squamata, Elapidae. The record is from RefSeq and is a predicted model, not a curated record.